This is a messenger RNA of Mucor mucedo, 1380 nucleotides long. RefSeq lists its product as uncharacterized. The transcript is spliced from 4 exons. Bases 56 to 1237 code for a protein of 393 amino acids. Gene Ontology annotation, molecular function: nucleic acid binding. The record is from RefSeq and is a predicted model, not a curated record. Lineage: Eukaryota; Fungi; Mucoromycota; Mucoromycetes; Mucorales; Mucoraceae.
GUUUUGUUUCGUUUUAAACAGAAAAUAAAACCAAAAAAAAAAAAAAAUAACCUUAAUGUUGGAAGACGAUGAACUUGAUUUUGAAGACUUUGGAGAUUUGGAAGAAUAUGAAGGGCAAGGGCUAACGACAGAAGAGCUUGAAAAGCAGUUGGCUCUUGAGUUUGAAGAACCGGGAGAAAAGGAUGUUGUCGUCGAACUGGAUGAAGGUGAAAUCGUAGAAGAUCCUACUCAAAAGGCACAACCUGAGCCUAAAAAGCCGGUAGAAACACAUGCUGUAAAACCAAAGCAACAUUAUAACCACAAUCCUUAUCAACAAAAUUAUUACAACCACCCUCAAUACACUCCAGACAUGAUGCCAAUGAAUAAUAUGUUUCCUUAUCCUCAAUACUCCAAUCGUAUCUAUGUCAAUCCAAAGUUUAACGGUGGAAACAAUCAACACAUGCUCCAACAGCAGCAGCAACUCGCUCAACAGCGUCAAUUUAUGGAAAUGGAAGCCAAACGCAUGACUUUAUUACAGCAUCAACAACAACUUUUGCUUCACAAGUCUCGUCAAGAACAACGUGCUGCCGAACUGGACCAGAAACGUAAAGAGACGGCUGAAAUGAUGAAAAAGAGAAGAGAGACAAAGUCUGAACCCAUGGCUGGUGAUAAACGCAAAGAAAGCAACUCUCCUGAACCUGAUCAUGAACAUAAACGUAUCCCAAGGCAAUCUCCUGCUGGAGGUAUAGCCAUCAAGGGAGCUGCAGCUGCCAGAGCAAAUCAAUCCACAGCAUCUUCAUCGUCUUUAUCACCCAGAAAUGUUCCCUAUACACCUCCCCAUCAUCAUCAUCAGCAACAACACCAACAACAGAAACAACAACAACAACAACAACAACAACAGCAUCACCACAGACCCGAGAAUGGUAUCCGAAGCAGAAUUGGUCAAUCAGAUAUCACUAGUCGUCUUGGUGGUCAACAAGACAAACACUCGGCCGCAUCCAUCACCGAGAACUCCCACUUUGUCCCAAUAGUUACUGGUGGCAAAUCCAACACAUUAACCGUCAACGGCUUCAAGACAGAGAUUAAAGAGGGAGAGAUUAGAGAUAUGGCCAAGGAUGCAAAGGAUAUCAAGAUCGAUACGGAUACCAAAACUGCUACACUUGUUUUCCCUACAGUUGAAGCUGCAGUCACUUUCAGAAGAAAAUACAACAGACAUCAAAUGGGUGAAUCUCGUAUUAAUAUCGUCUUUAAGAAAUAAAUUACAAUCACCACCCACACACUCAUAUAAAACAAAUACAUCACAAAAAAAAUAAAAAUAAAUAUCUAGUCAUUGUAAAUAAAAAGAGUGAGAGUGAGAAGAUCACUCUGUUAAUUUAUACAAGUGCUACUCGUAAUUAAAAA